UGUCUAGUUUUGGGUUGUGAGGAUGGGGUGGGUUCUCCAGUUCCAACACUACUCACUGUUUCUUUUGUUUUCUUUUGUUAUUUAGGACAUGUCUCUGUUUUGAUUCUACGGAUCUAUGUUUACAUUUUUGCUCCCAGACUGUUACUGUACUGCUUGAUUUUUUUUAAUAUGCCUGCUACCUUCUAUGCACUAACAAUUGAUGAUGGUUAAUACACUUAAAUUUGUGAGCUGGAAUGUAAAGGGAUCGAAUCAACCUGUUAAAAGAAGGAAGGUCUUCUCGCACAUUAAACAACUCAAAGCUGACAUUGCUUUCCUUCAAGAAACUCAUAUUCGUAGUUCUGAUCAUUCUCGGCUUUUGUCAAAGUGGGCGGGUCAGCAUUUUCAUUCAUCCUUUGCCGCCAAAGCUAGGGGGGGGGGGUCUCCAACCUUAUUAAUUCAAAUAUUCCUUUUGAACUCCAUAAUAAGAUAUCUGAUACAAAUGGCCGUUUUAUUAUUGUUUCUGGUAAACUAUAUAAUACUAAAGUUGUACUAGCAAACCUGUAUGCUCCCAAUUUUGAUGAUGUUAAGUUUUUUGAAUGUUUUUUCUCCUCACUACCAGAUUUAAACUCAUAGUCUCUUAUACUGGGUGGCGAUUUUAAUUGUUGGUUAGAUCCUAAUUUGGAUCGAUCGUCCUCUGUUACUAGAUUACCUACUAAAUCUGCCUUAGCUAUUCACUCUUUUCUUUCUAAUUAUGGUAUCUCUGAUAUAUGGCGUUUCCUUCAUCCUACUGAGAGAGAUUUUUUUUUCACAUGUUCACCAUACAUUUACUAGAAUUAACUACUUUUUACUUGAUAAUCAACUUAUUCCAUUUGUCUAUUCUUGUGAUUAUCAGAGUAUACUGAUUUCUGACCAUGCCCCAAUUACUUUGUCUUUAAAUUUUCCUGGUCUCCCUCAGAGGAAUAAACACUGGCGUCUUGCCUCGACUUUAUUAUCGGAUGAUGAUUUUCUAAAAUUUAUUAAAGAUCAGAUAACCUUGUAUUUUAACACCAAUACGUCAUCUGAAAUGUCAUCCCAGAUUGUCUGGGAUGCCAUAAAAGCAUAUUUGAGGGGUCAAAUAAUCUCCUAUACAGCAAAUCUUAAUAGAAAGUUCUGUACAGAUCGAUUAGACCUCAUUAAUCAGAUUAAAGAAUUAGAUCAACUGUAUGCUCAAACUAAGAAUCCUGAAUUAUAUAAGAAGUGUGUAGAACUUCAAACUAAAUUUAAUCUUCUGUCUACUCAACCUGUUGAACGCCAACUUCUUGAAAGUAAGAGUCGCUUUUAUAUUCAUGGUGACAAAUCUGGUAAAUUUCUAUUCAAUCAGCUGAGGCGUUCCAAAGCCAAACAACAUAUUACAAAGAUCCGGAAGGAGAAUGGAGACUUUACAUCGGAUCACUUAGAAAUCAAUGACGCAUUUAAAAAUUUUUACUCUCGACUUUAUUCCUCUGAAUCUCUGAAUGAGAAUAUCUCUGUUGAUCAUUUUUUAAAUAAUCUGAAUAUUCCUUCACUUUCAUCUGAUUUUAAAGCCAAACUUAAUGCGCCUAUAUCAUCAGAAGAAAUAUCUUUUGCAAUUUGUGCAUUGUAUUCAGGGAAAUCUCCUGGACCUGAUGGGUUCCCCGUAGAAUUUUAUAAAUCAUUCUCUUCACUUCUUUCUCCUCAGUUACUCUCAGUAUUAUCUGACUCAUUUAAUUACGGUAAAUUGCCACCCUCUUUUAAUGAGGCAUCUAUUAUCCUUUUAUUAAAAAAGGGUAAAGACCCAACAGAGUGUUCCUCGUAUAGGCCGAUCUCUUUGCUUAAUGUUGAUGUUAAAAUCUUGGCCGAAGUUUUGGCUUAUAGAUUAGAAACUGUUAAUCCCUCUAUUAUUUCUGAUGAUCAAACUGGUUUUAUUAAAAACCGUCUUCCUUUUUUUAAUAUUCGGCGUUUAUUUAACAUUUUAUAUUCACCUUCAACUGGGAUUCCUGAAUGUGUUAUUUCCCUCGAUGCGGAGAAUGCAUUUGAUCGUACAGAGUGGAACUACCUUUUUGCAGUUUUAGAAAAAUUUGACUUCGGUCAAAGUUUUAUCUCUUGGAUCAAAUUGCUGUAUCUGUAUCCUACUGCCUCUGUUUUGACUAAUUUUCAGAAAUCCCAGUUAUUUAACCUCAAACGUGGCACCCGUCAGGGAUGCCCUUUAAGUCCCUUUCUCUUUGAUUUGGCUAUAGAACCUUUGGUGAUAGCAUUCCGAAGCUGUCCUGAAUUGACCGGGAUUUGGAGGGGGUGUUGAGCAUAAAGUUUCUCUUUAUGCUGAUGACUUAUUACUUUUUCUUUCAAAUCCGUCUACAUCCUUACCUCCAAUGUUUUCACUUCUUGAUCAGUUUAGCCAGUUUUCUAGCUAUAAACUUAAUUUACAUAAGAGUGAACUUUUCCCAAUUAAUAAAGAAGCACAAGAAUUAACAUUUCGUGACCUCCCUUUUAAAGUAGUUCAUAAUCAAUUUACUUAUCUUGGGAUUACAGUCACAAGGAAGUUUAAAGAUCUUUUUUGUGAAAAUUUUGCCAAUCUUUUAUAUACUACAGAACAGAGUCUGUUACAAUGGUCACCUCUAUCUAUGUCUUUGGUAGGUCGUAUUAAUGUUGUUAAAAUGUAUGUUCUCCCUAAAUUUUUAUAUUUAUUUCAAUCAAUCCCAAUUUUUAUUCCUAAAUCUUUUUUUGAUUCCUUAGACUCUAUUAUUUUGUCAUAGCUGUGGAAGAAUAAGCAUUCUAGAAUUAAUAAAGUUUAUCUCCAAAAAUCUAAAAAAGAGGGUGGCAUGGCUUUACCUAACUUUCGUUUAUAUUAUUGGGCAGCCAAUAUACGUUGUGCUACCUUCUGGUCUUUUUUCCAAGGCCAACCCGAGUGCCCUAAUUGGCUGGCAAUGGAGUUGAGUUCCACUAAAGAUUUAUCUAUUUCUGCACUUCUUAGGUCUGUACUCCCUAGUAGUUUGUCCAGAUUAAUUGUUAAUCCUCUUGUUAGACACACUGCGAAUAUGGGCUCAGUUUAGGAAAUUUUAUGGUUUCUAUGGUUUUUCCUUUUCUAGUCCUAUCUUACAUAAUCACCUUUUUUUUUUUUACCUACUAUGUAUGAUUAAACACUCCAUGAUUGGUAUAGGAAGGGCAUUAGACAUUUUGAAGAUCUUUUUAAUGAUAAUCGCUUCGCAUCUUUUCAACAGCUCUCUGCUAAGUUCUAUCUGCCUAAUGCUCAUUUUUUUUAGAUAUCUCCAAAUUAGACACUUUAUUAAUCCUUUAACUCCUAACUUCCCUGAAAUGCCUGAGAAAAAUGUUAUGGAUUUAUUCCUUUCUAUUAAUCUACUGGGUAAAGGUUUGAUAUCAUUUAUUCGUGAUAAAUUAGCAAUCUUACGGCAUGCCCCUGUGGAUAAAAUUAGAAUGGCUUGGGAGCAUGAUUUAAAUAUCUCUUUAUCUGAUGAGACUUGAGACUUGAUUCUCAAAUCGGUUAAUUCAACCUCUCUUUGUGCUCGCCAUUGCCUUUUACAGUUUAAGAUUGUUCAUAGAGCCCAUAUGUCUAAAUCUAAACUAUCUCGAUUUUACCCUAAUAUUAGUCCUCUUUGUGAUAAAUGCAAAAGGGGCGAGGCCUCUCUUAUUCAUAUGUACUGGUUCUGUCCCAGCUUGGAGAAAUUUUGGAAAGAUGUCUUCAUAACUUUAUCUUAUAUUCUGAACCACCACUUAGAACCUAACCCUUUAAUUGCUUUGUUUGGUUUUUUGGGUGAGACAGAUUUUCGUUUGAGUUCGACUAAGUGUCGAAUAUUAUCUUUUGCUUCUCUCCUGGCUAGACAUUUAAUCCUCCUUAGAUGGAGAGAUGUUGCCCCACCCACGCAUGCUCAAUGGCUUAAUGAUAUUAUGUCCUGCUUAGACCUUGAAAAAAUUCAUUAUUCAGUUCUUAAUUCGGAUAUAAAGUUCCAUAAGGUCUGGGGACCUCUUAUUGAGUACUUUCAUAACCUUCCUCUUAACUUUUUUUUCGGUCCCUUGCUUUCAGCUCUUUUUUUUUGGUAGUAGGCAUUAUUAUCUUCUGUUUUUAAGUGUAUUUACAGUUUUGGGGGUUUGAAUGUCCUGAUUUAUAUUCUCUAUAUUGUGUUGUGGUUGGUCUGGAGUUUUUUUUUUGUUGUGGGGCUUGGGGAGGAUACUAACUUUACAUGACUUCAAUUUGGGUGCUUUCUCAAUUACCUUUUUUGUAUUAUACUAUUAUUGCAUGUUUAUUUUUGCACUGUAUUAAUUUUCUUCAUUUUGGUUUAGGUUUUUUUUAAUCUGUAGUAAUGUAGAAAAUGCAUAAAAAAAACAAUAUUAAAAAAAAGAAUUGGGGAUCAUACAGCGGUCCGACAGCCCAUGGGCCUCCCCCCUGCACAUGGUGCCCAAAGCACCCGGGGGCUGGAGACCAUGUGGCGACUACCGCCGACUGAACGAGGCUACAACUCCUGACUGCUACCUCAUGCCGCACAUACAGGACUUUGCAGUAAACCUACGGGGGCAAGCAUCUUUUCCAAAGUAGACCUCGUAUGGGGAUACCAUCAAAUCCCAGUACACCCUGAAGACAUCCCCAAAACAGCACUCAUCACCCCGAUGUGAGGCUUGUGUGGGGCUUGGGGAGGAUACUAAUUUUACAUGUCUUCAAUUUGGGUGCUUUCUCAAUUAUCUUUUUUGUAUUAUAGUGUUAUUGUGUGUUUAUUUUUGCACUGUAUUAAUUUUCUUCAUUUUGAUUUGGGGUUUUCUUUUUUCUGUCUUUAGUGAUGUAGAAAAUGCAUAAAAAACUAAUAAAAAAAAGAAAAUUUUCCUGAACACAUUUCACAAACUCUAACCCAUCUAGACCUUUAACAGUAUGGGAGUCCCAAUCAAUGUGUGGAAAAUUAAAACCCCCUACAAUCACAACUUUCUGUCUCCUGCAGUUAGUUGUCUGUUAUCGCUCUGCAGAUUUGCUCCUCCAAUUCUCGCUAACAAUUGGGUGGCCUAUAAUACAACCCUAUUAAUGUGGUCAUACCUUUCUUGUUUCUCAGCUCCACCCAUAUGGCCUCAGUAGACAAGCCCUUUAAUCUUUCCUGCUGAAGCACUGCUGUAAUAUUUUCCCUGACUAGUAAAGCCACCCCCUCCCCCCACCCUUCAUCCCUCUGCCUCUAUCACGUCUGAAACAUCAGAACCCUGGAACAUUGAGCUGCCAGUCCUGCCCCUCCUGUAGCCAAGUUUCAGUAAUGGCUAUGAUGUCAUAAUUCCAUGUGUCAAUCCAGGUCCUCAGCUCCUCUGCCUUUCCCACAAUACUCCUUGCAUUGAAAUAUACACACCUCAGAAGAUUGUUACCACCACACACAACCUUACUAUUUAUGACUUUGCAUGAACUACUAACAUCAUUUAUUUUUACCCCUGUUCCACUAUCUACUCUGGCACUCUGGUUCCCAUCCCCCUGCAAAUCUAGUUUAAACCCUUCCCAGUAACACUAGCAAACCACCCUGCAAGUAUAUUGGUCCCCUUGUAGUUCAGAUGCAACCUGUCUCUCUUGUACAGGUCCCACCUGCCCCAGAAGAGGUCCCAAUGAUCUAGAAAUCUGAAACCCUGCCCCCUACACCAGUUUCUCAGUCACGUGUUCAUCUGCCAGAGCAUCCUACUCUUACCCUCACUAGCUCGUGGCACAGGCAGCAAUCCGGAUAUUACUACCCUUGAGAUCCUGUUUUUCAACUUCCUACCAAGCUGUACUCACUCUUCAGGACCUCCUGACUCUUUCUGCCGAUCUCAUUGGUACUGAUGUGUACCACGACAUCUGGCUGAUUCCCCUCCCACUUCAGAAUGCUGUGCAUGCGAUCAGAGACCGCCCUGACACUGGCACCCGGGAGGCAACAAACCAUCCAGGAGUCUCUGUCACGACCACAGAAUCUCCUGUCUGUACCCCUGACUAUCGAGUCCCCUAUCACUACCGCUCUCCUCUUCUUCCUCCCUCCCUUCUGCACUGCUGAACCAGACCCAGUGCCAGAGAUCUGGCUGCCUUAGCGUGCUACAUCACAUGCCUGCGCAGUAGAGCCUCUUUUCCCCGAUCAGUUAAAGAAAAGAAAAACGACCUUCCCUCAGCGAUGCUUCAGUCUUUCACUCUCAGCCUCUUGCUUCGAUUGAAAAGCUCGUUCACUCUCAGCCUCUUGCUUCGAUUGAAAAGUUCAUCUAUCUUAUUCCAUAUACUGUGCACAUUCAAAUAUAACACCUUCAGUCACCCUGUGUUCACCCUUUUGUGAUUUUGUCUACCUUUUACAUUGCAGCUCAUCCUGUUGGUUGCAAUUUUGUCCUAUCAACAGCUUCUCCCACUACACAUUUCCUCUGUUUGUUCUCAUCCCCCUGCCAAAUUAAUUUAAACCCUCCUUAACAUCUCUAGCCAACCUCCCUGCAAGGAUAUUGGACCCUUUCUGGUUCAGGUAUAACUUGUCCCUUUUGUAUAGUUCAUACCUUCCCCAGAAGAGAUCCCAGUGAUCUAUAAAUUUGAACUCCUGCCCCUGCACCAGUUCCUCAGCCACAUAUUUACCUGCCAAAUCAUUCUGUUUCUACCCUCACUGACAUGUGGCAUGGGCAGCAGUCCAGAUAUUACUACACUGGAGGUCCUGUUUCUCAGUCUACCUAACUCUCUAAAAUCUCUCUUCAGGGCCUCAUCACCUUGUCUACCUUCAUCAUUGGUGCCAAUAUGUACCAAGACCUGGUUGCUCACCCUUGUCCUUGAUAACACCAUGGACCCAAUCCAAAGAAUUAUGAACAGAUCUUCAGUUCAUCCGGACACUGGAAGUGUACUGCCAACAGUGUUCCGUGCUUCAGCAUUCACACCACUUGCUGCUCCUUUGAUUCUAGCUAUGCUACUACCACACAAACGGAUGAAACCAGCUUUGUUUUGGCAGCUCCUCUUUCAGUCAUACAGUGCAGGAUACAACCUGGCAAAUGGAAACAAAACUGCUGGUAAAGGUGAAAAGAUUCCUUUAAGUGAAGUUCUCCUCCUGAUUGGAGCUGUGUCCUACACUAUGUGCUUGGGAGUCUUCCCUCAAUUUAUGGUGUAUCGCUAUGGAUUAAACAGUCAGGCAAUGCGCAGUCUCUUUACGAAGGUUCUGCCAGUUCCUGUUCUUGCAAUUGCAAGUGCUGUCAAUGUGGCUGUAGUUAGAGGAUCCGAAUUUGAGAAAGGCAUUGAACUGACGGAUAAAAAUGGCAAUGUUGUAGGAGUCUCCCAAGCAGCUGGAACUAAGGCAGUAAAAGACACAGCAGUUUCCAGAGCCGUAUUAAUUGGAACGACAGUUGCUGUACCAAACAUGAUUGUUAGCUAUUUGCAAAGGACAAAUUUCAUAAGGAAAUUUCCAAUUGCUCUUGCUUCUUCUAGACUUGUAAUGACUUCCUUGAUCCUAGGAUUAAUGAUACCUGUUUCCUUCAGCUUGUAUCCUCAGAUGGGGAAGAUAAACAGGAGCAAACUGGAACCUUCAAUUCAGUUGUCAACAACUGAAGAUGAACUUCAUUACAAUAGAGGGCUGUGAAAGAGGGACAAAGUCAGAUUACUGGGUUGCUUUAUGCGUAUCAUUGUUAAACAUCAAUGUUAGCACCCAACAUGAUCAGAAGCCUGAUCAAUGCAAAUGUUUUACCUACUGGUUAAGUGUUUAAAAUAAGGAACGCAAUACAUUGAAAUCUAAUGUUUUAACUGUGAAUUAAAUAUUUUGUUUUAACAUUU
Hypanus sabinus (Atlantic stingray) is the source of this 7705-nucleotide messenger RNA. It is a transcript of the gene sfxn4, whose product is annotated as sideroflexin 4. The coding region runs from base 6570 to 7514 and encodes 314 amino acids. The transcript is spliced from 11 exons. NCBI's taxonomy places the organism in Eukaryota, Metazoa, Chordata, Chondrichthyes, Myliobatiformes, Dasyatidae. The record is from RefSeq and is a predicted model, not a curated record. Gene Ontology annotation, cellular component: mitochondrial inner membrane. Gene Ontology annotation, molecular function: monoatomic ion transmembrane transporter activity. Gene Ontology annotation, biological process: monoatomic ion transport; mitochondrial transmembrane transport.